AUGGCCCAGCCAGCCCUUCCGGAUGAUAUUUUGCAUCUGUUAUGUGAGGAACUUGCGGCCCAGGAACAGUUCGACACCCUCUUUCAUUGCGCGUGUUCAAGUCGUAUCCUCGCCGUUCCUGCGUUGACACAUUUGUAUCGAUCGCAUCACCAGGCGCCUGUUCGAGGUGGCGGGGAUGACUUCUAUGGCUUGCCAAUAGCGACCAAGCUGCUGAUGCUCCAGAGAUGGUCUAUACUAUGGAGAUCUAUCAUAGCGUCCAGCCUUGGUGCUACCCUCUUUCCUUAUUGUCGAUAUAUCAAGUCGCUCGAUUUCCGUGAUCUGGGCAAUCUGCUUGAUGAUGAUCAGUUCCGAUUCAAGGUCUUCAAACAAUUCUUCUCGGGACCCCUGAAACAGUUUGAGAGAUCUGAAAGUCGCACAACCGUCAACGGCAGGAAGUAUACGUGGCUUAAUAACGCAGAAAUCAUUGAUGCGAUUGGCGAAGUUGUUACAUUACACACACCAACACUCGAGUCUAUCAGUGGCGAGCUUCUCUCUGAUGCGCUCGUGAGAUGGACUCCACGUCUUCCACGCCUGACCACUCUUGAACUAUGGGAUGGCAAGGCCCUAGAAGAUGAGCGGCUCCAUGCAGCUCUCCGAGAUAAUUGUCCACAGUUCAGCUCUUUGAUGAUCUACACCUGGAUGUCUGAUGAAACGGAUCAUUCUUUUGCCACAUUUCUAUCUGCAAUGCGACCUAAUUCUCUCAAGACUCUACAUGCUAUCAGCGAUAUCGGCGCUGGUGCGGAGACAUUCCUUGCUCUCAAUCAUCACGGAAGGUCAUUGGAGGAUCUGCAGCUCAGUGUUACGAACGAGACUUUGCCACACCUGUCGCUACUGCAAGGCUGCGUCGCCUUGAAGAACCUCCGGAUUGACGAUACGCAUGAGGCCGACGAUCUUGAGACUUCACAGCAGGAUGCUUUUUUGGAGACUGUUGCCUGGUUGAGAAAGUGCGAGAGUCUUCGAAGCCUAGAGUUCUUCAACUGCCAAUCUGGCGUCGCUCUUGUCACACCGGUGCUACUUGAAAAAAACAUUCGACUAAGUAGCCUUCACAUCGACUCGUACACUCUCAAAGAUCGUACCAACUUUCACCAAGCGCUUGUACACCAGCGAUCGUCACUUCGACACUUAUUUUUGAGCGGUGACAUCGAUGAGAUGUAG
Plenodomus lingam JN3 is the source of this 1194-nucleotide messenger RNA. Lineage: Eukaryota; Fungi; Ascomycota; Dothideomycetes; Pleosporales; Leptosphaeriaceae. The record is from RefSeq and is a predicted model, not a curated record.